AUGAGUCAACAACAAACAUCACCAUCAUCUUCAGUACAAGAAUUUGCCAAACAUGCACACAUUGAUUAUAUUCAACAUUUAGAGGAGAAGGAACAAACAACCUUCGAGUAUUGUGUUACGGAACAUUUGAGAAUGUCGGGAAUGUAUUGGGGAUUAACAGGUAUGGAUUUGAUGAGUGAAUCAUCGAAAAUGAAUAGAGAACAUAUUUUGCAAUUUAUUAGAGAUAGUUAUCAUGCUGAUGUUGGUGGGUUUGCUGGAGCUCCUAAUCAUGAUGCUCAUAUUUUGUAUACAUUAUCAGCUGUUCAAUUAUUGGUUCUCUUGACAAGUAAUAUUGAAGAGUUUUUAACUCUUGAACAAAUUGAAAAAAUUGGUGAAUUUAUUGGAUCUUUACAAAAGGAAGAUGGUAGUUUUUCAGGAGAUAAAUGGGGAGAAAUUGACACAAGAUUUAGUUAUUGUGCACUCAAUUGUUUAGCAUUAUUGGGUCUUCUUGAAACUUGUUCAAAUUAUAGAGGUGACAAGAUCAAUAAUAAGAAAUAUAUCAAUGUAGAAAAAACUGUAGAUUAUGUACUUUCAUGCCAAAACUUUGAUGGAGGAUUUGGUGUUUGUCCUGGAGCUGAAUCACAUGCUGGACAAAUUUUUACUUGUGUUGGUGCCUUGUCAAUUGCCAAAGCAUUGGAUAGAUUUGAUCAUGAUACUCUUUCAUGGUGGUUGUGUGAAAGACAAUGCGAAAAUGGAGGUCUCAAUGGUAGACCAGAAAAACUUUCAGAUGUCUGUUACUCGUGGUGGGUUUUAAGUGCUUUGGGAAUUAUGGAUCGUGUUCAUUGGAUUAAUGCUGAAAAAUUACAUGACUACAUUUGCAAUUGUCAAGACACUGAAAAGGGAGGUAUCAGUGAUAGACCAAAUAAUAUGGUUGAUGUAUUCCACACCUUCUUUGGAAUUGGUGGUUUGAGUUUAUUAGGUUAUGGAGACAAGUAUGGUUUAAAGACUAUUGAUCCAACCUUUGCCUUACCAAUUGAUGCCCUUAAAAAGAUUGGUAUUGAAACACCAUACACUCAACGAUUCGAUCAAUAAUUAUUCAUCAAAAAACAAUUAAAAAUCAAUUCUUGUUAC
Molecule: messenger RNA, 1110 nt
Organism: Naegleria gruberi
Lineage: Eukaryota; Heterolobosea; Eutetramitea; Acrasida; Naegleriidae
Product: prenyl/geranyl transferase
Exons: 1
Coding region: 1-1071 (356 amino acids)
Biological process (GO): protein geranylgeranylation
Cellular component (GO): Rab-protein geranylgeranyltransferase complex
Molecular function (GO): Rab geranylgeranyltransferase activity
Source: RefSeq, a predicted model, not a curated record